AAACCCGGAAAAGUUGUUGUGACUGACGCUUCGUACCCGGAAGUCUUUGUAAACAAACCCCGAGUUUCUCCCGAACAACAGAGAGAGAAGGAGCCUGUUCGAGCUCCGCGAUGAGAUGAUAAGAAGGAACAUGGAGGACGAGGAGGACGAGGAGGAGGAACAGCGGCAGCAGCUCGCAGGGAACCCGGACUGGAUGUCCCGUCUCCCUGCGGAGCUGCUGGACGUCCCGCUGUGGAACCUGGCCCUACCAGAUUAUCGAGUCACCUUUAAACUGCUACCAGCUACCUGGUCAAAAGUAACCCGGCUGUCCCUUGUCCCCCCAGGGAGCCAUGACAGCAUGUCCUUCUGCCUGGAUGUGUCCUCUCCCGUGCUGAGAUCAGAGUCCUGCCUCCUCAGAGUGUUCGACAGGCUGUUUCCCUGCUGGACUCGACCCUGUGUGUACCGCUGGGCCACCACACAGCAGUCGGUCCUCAGCGAUCAGUGUGACCUCGGUGUUCGGUUCUUGGACCUGCGGAUCGCCCGGAGGCCAGCGGGAGGCCGCACACUGCUCUUCGCCCACGGCCUCUACACGCUGAUGGCCGUCACGGAGGCUCUGGACGAACUGGCCUCCUGGCUGGACGCUCAUCCCAAAGAGGUCGUGAUCGUCUCCUGCUCGCAUUUCGAUUCGCUGACGGACGGAGAUCACGCCCGUCUGGUGGAGAACAUCGUCACGCUGUUUGGAGAUAAGCUCUGCUCCUCAAAGGAGACCCCCACUCUGCGCUCCUGUUGGUCCAGAGGGCAGCAGGUCAUCCUUUCCUAUGUAAACCAGCAGGUGGUGCUGCAGCACCCUGAACUGUGGGCCGAAAUACCUUACCGGUAUGCAGACAGCCCAGACCCGAAGAAGGUGAUCGCUUUCCUGGAGGACCAGAAGCGCAGAACACGACCAGCUGGUUUCUACGUCAGCGGCCUGAACCUGACCGAAGACGCCCCGUACGUCCUCCUCCAUCCCCUCCAGACCAUGAGGAAGAUGACGAUGAAGGGCCUCACGUUGCUGCUGAGCUGGGCGAGCGAGCAGCGGCCGGGGCCCGAGGACGGCCGGGUCAACAUCGUCUGCUGCGACUUCGUGGACGUCAGUCAGUUCUGCUCGCUCGUGAUCGGCCUGAACGACAAGCUGCGUCCCGUCUGCAGGACACAGGGAGAUGCCACUGGCUGUGCCUGAGUUCCAACGAACAAAAAUCAUCUUUUGCUUUGUUUACACACAUACAAAAACACCCCGUGAUUUAUACUCUUGAAUAUCUUCCUGUUUACACUGGAAUGUCUUGAUCAAGUUUUACAUUAACACAAAUGUUAAUGUAUUUAACUGAAACUACUGUAAGACAGCACACUGUAGUGUACAGCACCAAAUAUGUCCGGUCAUGUGAAUAUGUCCCAUUGGAUUUGCGUUGUUUCACACCUGUCUGUCACAUUACACAGGAUAUAUGACUACUAUAUUUAAAAUCCUCAUAUUCAGAUUUUCUGGUGCCACAGUACUCCCCACUAUGCAAUAAUGUUCAGCAGUUUACACACAUCCCCAAAACAUUUUAACACCUGCAACAGCAAUAAGCACAUUUUAAGUUUUUCCUUAUAUGCAGCAGUUAUAUACUUUUUAUUAUAACCGGCUGUAAUGUCAUUUAUUAUAUUGUUCCAUGGGAGAAGCUGUUAACAAACACAUCAAUAAACAUAUGCUCACAAAUAUAACAUUUGAAUAUAUAUAUACAAUAUAUAUAAUGAUAAUGUGUAUUAUUAUGAUGUAUAAUUCCUAUUAUCAUAUUUGUGAGCAUGCGUUUAUAAAAAGUAUUUACUAGAUAAAACAGAAUUGUUGUUUUUCUUGAGCACUUAAAUAUUGAGCAUACUUUUUUUAUGUUUUCUAUUUCUAAUAGAAAGCUAUUGUUGUAUUGUACUUUACUGCAUUUUAAUUAAACGGGUUUGGAAAAGACACUUUCAUGCACUAUGUAAAUAAAUACUUAAAAUAUA
This is a messenger RNA of Pleuronectes platessa (European plaice), 1992 nucleotides long. RefSeq names its product PI-PLC X domain-containing protein 1. The transcript has 7 exons. Gene Ontology annotation, molecular function: phosphoric diester hydrolase activity. Gene Ontology annotation, biological process: lipid metabolic process. The record is from RefSeq and is a predicted model, not a curated record. The coding region runs from base 116 to 1198 and encodes 360 amino acids. Lineage: Eukaryota; Metazoa; Chordata; Actinopteri; Pleuronectiformes; Pleuronectidae.